Messenger RNA from Quercus lobata, 2070 nucleotides. RefSeq names its product putative wall-associated receptor kinase-like 16. The transcript has 4 exons. Gene Ontology annotation, molecular function: protein serine/threonine kinase activity; calcium ion binding; polysaccharide binding. Bases 31 to 2070 code for a protein of 679 amino acids. Gene Ontology annotation, biological process: cell surface receptor signaling pathway; protein phosphorylation. The record is from RefSeq and is a predicted model, not a curated record. Gene Ontology annotation, cellular component: plasma membrane. Lineage: Eukaryota; Viridiplantae; Streptophyta; Magnoliopsida; Fagales; Fagaceae.
UAGACGCUCUUCUGGGAAAAUAGUGGGGCUAUGGGUUUCUAUAGAAUGCUUGUGCAAGUCACCUGGGUUGGGGUGAUAUUAUCAGUAGUAAUGGCAGCCGCAGCAACAGAAUAUCAAGUAGCCCUGCCUGACUGCCCCAAAAAAUGUGGAAAUGUAACAAUUCCAUAUCCCUUUGGCAUGACUGAAGAUUGUCACCUGAAUGACACUGCUAGAAAUUUUUUGGUCAAAUGUAACUUGUCUGACCCAACUGCUCAACCAAAGAUUGGAGUCCUCAAAGUUACAAACAUUUCCAUCGAAGGCGAGAUUAACAUCUUGAAGCCUAGGAACCUUGACUCGUCUCAAAAUGUUACCGAUGGGAAUUGCUUUGGGAUUGGGUGUUGCCAGAUGAAGAUUCCGGAAGGACUAAAACAUGUUAGUUUUAAAGCAUAUAGCUUUAAUCAAUACAAAAACGUCUUCGAUUUCAGUCCAUGCAGCUAUGCCUUUAUUAUCCAAGAAGACAAAUUCAAAUUCUCCAAGGGUAAGCUUACCAGUCUACGAAAGACUAAAAGACUUCCGAUGGUUCUUGAUUGGGCAGUUGGUGACGAGAGGUGUGAAGCUGCUCAGAAAAAAGAGAAUUACCUAUGUGGAGCAAAUAGCAAAUGUGUUGAUCUCAAUUUCACGAGCGGGCCAGGGUACCGUUGCGAUUGCGAGGAUGGUUACGAAGGAAACCCAUACCUCAAAGACGGUUGCCAAGACAUUAACGAAUGUGAAGUUGAAAAGAACAAUACCUGCAAAAGCAAAGAAAAAUGUGUUAAUGUGCCUGGAAGUUAUCAUUGUGAGUGCAUAGAGGGAUACCAUCUGGAUAUGGAGGCAUGUGUCGCCGAUCAACCUGCUCGUAAAUCAUCACUAGCAAUUAACCUCUCGGUUGGUGUUGGCAUAGGCUUGAUAGUCAUGCUUAUCUGCAGCUCUUCGCUGUACUUCAUAGUCAAGCAAAGAAACCUGAUUAAUCUUAGAGAAAAGUUCUUUAAGCAAAAUGGAGGGUUGAUUUUGCAACAGCUACUCUCUGGACAAGAAAAUUUAACUGAAACAGCUAAAAUCUUCACCACAGAAGAGUUGAAGAAGGCUACCAACAAUUAUGAUGAAACUCUAAUCAUUGGUCGAGGAGGGUUUGGUACUGUUUAUAAAGGAUUUUUACCGGAUAAUAGGAUUGUGGCUAUCAAGAAGUCCAAAAUGGUAGAUGAAAACCAAAUUGAGCAAUUCAUCAAUGAGAUAGUUGUGCUUUCCCAAAUUAAUCAUAGAAAUGUGGUUAAACUAUUGGGUUGUUGUUUGGAGAAUCCAGUUCCUUUACUAGUCUACGAAUUUGUACCGAAUGGUACACUCUUCGAGUACAUACAUAAUGAAAACAAGAUUUCUUGGGAAACUCGUCUCAGGAUAGCUAUAGAAUCAGCAGAAGCACUAUCAUAUCUACACUCUGCAGCUUCUACACCUAUAAUCCAUAGAGAUGUCAAGCCUUCAAACAUAUUGCUAGAUAGUAGUUACACAGCAAAGGUAUCAGAUUUUGGAGCUUCAAGAUUAAUUCCACUAGACCAAACAGAAUUAGCUACAAUGGUGCAAGGAACUAUUGGAUACUUAGACCCUGAAUACUUGCAAACAAGUCAAUUGACUGAUAAAAGUGAUGUUUAUAGCUUUGGAGUGAUCCUCGUAGAGCUAUUGACAGGAAGAAAGGCACUUUCGUUUGAUAAGCCUGAGGUGGAGAGAAGUCUAGUUACCUAUUUUCUCCUUUCUUUGAAAGAGAAUAGAUUGUUUGAAGUUCUUGAGAAACAUAUAACAAAUGAAGGAAAUGCCAAACAAUUGAAAGAAGUGGCAAAUAUUGCAAAGAAGUGCUUAAAAUUGAAAGGGGAAGAUAGGCCCACUAUGAAGGAAGUAGCAACAGAAUUGGAGGGUUUAAGGAGGAUGGAGAAGCAUUCAUGGGUUAAUGCGGAUUUCAACUCUGAAGAGACUGAACACUUGCUUGCUAGGACUUCAAAUUCUAGCAAAUAUGAUGUAAGGAAUAAUAGUGCCGAUAUAUAUGAUAGCGUAAAUACCAUGUAA